UGGAGCCCCCAGGCAAUAGGGGAUCUUGGGGCCCCUGUGUCCUUGCCCAAACUCAAAAAAGCCUAUGAAAAAGGUACCAGGGGCAUCUCAUGGGACCCCCUACUGACCCCAGGCCCUCGGGCAGUGCCCGAGUUUCCAAAUGGUCAGUCUGCCCCUGUCUGAGAGCAAAUCCUUGUCCUUUCUGUUUGUAUUUAACUGUUUUAACUGAAGUUCAGCUUUAUUGAAUAGAGUGAAAAUCUUCCAAUGGAGACACUGAUUUUGGUGACCCCCGGUGACAACCAGGAAUUUCCUCACUUCCUGUUUUA
Staurois parvus is the source of this 305-nucleotide messenger RNA. The record is from the annotation of a GenBank genome assembly. NCBI's taxonomy places the organism in Eukaryota, Metazoa, Chordata, Amphibia, Anura, Ranidae.